Messenger RNA from Medicago truncatula (barrel medic), 2515 nucleotides. RefSeq names its product inter-alpha-trypsin inhibitor heavy chain H3. The transcript has 13 exons. The coding region runs from base 21 to 2279 and encodes 752 amino acids. The record is from RefSeq and is a predicted model, not a curated record. NCBI's taxonomy places the organism in Eukaryota, Viridiplantae, Streptophyta, Magnoliopsida, Fabales, Fabaceae.
GAGCUUUUUCACUUUCUCUAAUGGCGGAAGAAUUUUGCAGAGCCGUCGACGAUGGAAUGAAGCUUUCAAAACGCAUAUACUUCGGCAAAGAUAGAGCAGUGGCGCCACCGAAGGUUCCAACGAUGUCAAAGUCUUCAACCUCACUUCUUCCUAAAGCUCCAAUGGUUUACGCGGUGAUCCACGAUCCUGGGAUCGUUGAUAAUCCUGACAUAGCUAGCUAUCAGCCUCACGUGUACGGUCGGUGUGAUCCUCCGGCACUCAUUCCGCUUCAGAUGAACGCUAUUGAAAUGGAAAUUGAUUGUUAUCUUGAUACUGCGUUUGUAACCGUCUCCGGCACGUGGAGAGUCCACUGUGUUACUGGUAGCAGCACCACCGAUUGCCGUCUCGCCAUUCCCAUCGGCGACGAGGGUUCAAUUCUAGGUGUUGAAGUGAAUGCUCUUAGAAAAUCAUAUUCAACUCGACUGGUAGUUAUGGAUGAGUGCAAGGAGAAUCAAAGUGCCACUCCAGCUCAAAAUGGGGGCUUUCUUAAGUCAAAUAUAUUUACUUUAACUAUACCGCAGAUUGACGGGGGUUCAAAUUUAUCAAUUAAAAUGCGUUGGUCUCAGAAAGUAGUAUGCUCCAAUGGCGAGUAUUCUUUGAAUGUGCCAUUCACCUUUCCUGAGUUUAUCAACCCUGCUGGUAAGAGAAUGUCAAAAAGAGAAAAGAUAAGACUGAAUGUGGAUGUUGUUGCUGGAAGUGAGCUUCUGUUCAAGACAACUAGCCAUCCCCUACAGCAAGUGAGGCGUCAUGCUGGGAGUAUGGGUUUCGUAUGUGAUAACGAAGUUCUCUCAUGGUCAAAAGAUGAUUUUAGCUUUUCAUAUGCAGUUUCUUCAAGUCAUAUAAAUGGCGGUGUUCUCUUGGAAUCUGCAUCUGUGCAUGAUUUUGAUCAAAGAGAGAUGUUCUACUUGUAUCUGUCUCCUGGAAAUAUUCAAAAGAAGAAGGUAUUCAAAAAGGACAUAAUAUUCAUUAUCGACAUCAGUGGAAGCAUGCAGGAGAAGCUAAUGGAUGACACAAAGAAUGCACUACUUUCUGCUCUCUCUAAGCUAAAUUCCAAUGAUAUGUUUACAAUUAUAGCCUUUAAUGGGGAGAGUCAUCUAUACUCGAAAUCAAUGGAAUUGGCUUCCAAUGAUGCUGUAGAAAGGGCCAGGGAGUGGAUCAAUUUGAACUUUGUAGCUGGGGGUGGUACAAAUAUUUCACAUCCAUUAAAUACGGCAAUAGAAAUUCUAUCCGGUGCUCAAAGUUCAGUUCCGAUAAUUUUCCUAGUUACAGAUGGAACUGUUGAAGAUGAGAGACAAAUUUGUACUAUGGUAAAAAAUCAUAUGAUCAAUGGAGAGUCUAUAUGCCCUCGAAUUUACACUUUUGGUAUAGGUCCAUUCUGCAAUCAUUAUUUCUUGCGGAUGCUUGCUACGAUUGGUAGGGGCCAGUAUGAUGCUGCACUGGAUGUAGAUAUGAUUGAGUCUCGAAUGCUGACAUUGUUUGAAAAAGCUUCAUCGCUCAUUCUUGCAAAUAUCAAAAUGGACAUGUUGGAUGAAAUUGAUCAAGUUGAGGUAUACCCGUCCCAUAUCCCAGAUCUUUCGUCAGAGGGUCCAUUGAUUUUAUCCGGCAGAUACAAGGGAAAUUUUCCUGAAACUCUUAAAGUCAAAGGUAUCUUGGCUGAUUUCAGUAAUUUUGAAAUAGAUCUGAAGAUACAAAAGGAUAAGGGCAUACCUGUACAAAGGGUUUCUGCAAGAGAUCAAAUACAACAUCUUACUGCUCAAGCAUGGCUUUCAGAAAAUAAACAACUAGAACAGAAGGUUGCGAAACUGAGCCUGCAGACUGGCUUUAUAUCUGAGUAUACAUGUAUGAUAAUACUUGAGAAUGAUCAUCUAAAGAAGAUCAAGGAAUCACCUGGCGAAAAAACAGUGUCAAAAAAGAAACAUUCUCGAUAUGAGGCCAAUGUCCAAGGACAGAGAAUGAUUCUACUCCCGAACUUAGGUGUUGGCUUUGGCAACUUGAAAGCAACAGCUGAAAAUACUCCUCCAGGAUAUGAAGCAAAGAUUGAAAUGGCUGAAAUCUUUAAAGCGGCCUCAAAUUGCUUUGACACCGUGUGUGGUUAUUGUUGUUGCAUGUGCUGCAUCCAGUGCUUUUCCAGGAUGAACAACCAAUGUCUUACUGCAUUGAAUCAGCUUUGCAUUGGUCUGGGAUGUCUCGCCUGCCUCAAUUGCUGUUCACAUAUAUGCUGUUCUGGAAACGACGGAUGAAAGCUACUCUGUCUCAAGAUUAUUGUAUUUUACUGCAUAGAAAUUGCUAUUAAUUUAGUUUUUUUGGAAAUGUAUAUGAGUAAGUCUUCAGUUUUAAUUUAGCGGUUGUUAUAUAGUUUUAUAAGGAUAGGCGUGCAAGUUUUCACUUGCAAUAGAAAGUAAACUAUACCGUGAAAGAAAAAGAUUUUAUACAAGGUGUUAGUUGCCGUCAAUGGAACAGUUUUUCUCUUGAAUUA